Molecule: messenger RNA, 1573 nt
Organism: Amblyraja radiata (thorny skate)
Lineage: Eukaryota; Metazoa; Chordata; Chondrichthyes; Rajiformes; Rajidae
Product: SPRY domain-containing SOCS box protein 3
Exons: 5
Coding region: 104-799 (231 amino acids)
Biological process (GO): proteasome-mediated ubiquitin-dependent protein catabolic process
Cellular component (GO): SCF ubiquitin ligase complex
Molecular function (GO): protein binding
Source: RefSeq, a predicted model, not a curated record
CAAUGACCGAGGGAGCUGUCACGGGUUGGCCAGAGCCGCGUGUUUACAACUCCUUCCACUUCUAGGACUGCAGAGGGGUUAAAGCGAGAGGUGUGGAUUGACAAUGCAGUUUCCCUGUUUACCUCAGUCCAUCACAAGUGGUUUUGUUGAGGAACAUUGGGUAUGGGACGUUCAUGCAAAGUCACCAGCAGUGCAACUUUCUCCUUGUCGGAGAGCUGUUUACUUCCAUAUUGAUCCCAUCGUGCAAAGUGAAGGUACAGCUGGAGUGAGAGGAACCAAAGGUUUCAUCCAUGGAGAGCAUUAUUGGGAAGUGAAGUUUCUUGAACCCCCCUAUGGUACUUCUGUGAUGGUGGGUGCUGGGACAAAACAAGCUCUGCUACAUCUUGGGAAUUAUCAAUUUAGAAACAUGUUAGGAAUGGAUUCGGAAAGCUGGGGCUUAUCUUACAAAGGUACAGUCUGGCAUGGUGGACAAAGCAGGCAGUACACUGAACCAUUCUACGAGACAUCUACGAUCAUAGGAGUCGAUUUAAAUCUGUAUGAUGGUACUAUGGUCUUUUAUAAAAAUGGACUAAAUUUGGGGGUUGCAUUUACAGGCCUCAAUGAGGUUGGAGUACCCCUGUAUCCUAUUGUCAGUUCUACAGCAGCAGAAACAGAACUUCAUCUGGAGAUGAGAAGCUGUCGGUUUCUGUCACUGCAAGAACAGUGUUUAUACACAGUCCUGCAACAUCUGGUAGACAAAGUCCACAUAGACACACUGCCAUUGCCUGAAAUCAUCAGAAGACAACUUAAAGAAUUCUGAGUCUGGCAGAAAAUUUAAUUACCAAGUUUACUAUGCUCGAGAAAGUGGCUUCUGCAGUCUCCUCUAAAACUUACAUGCUAUGAAUUCACAGGGGACAAAACUAAAUAUAAUCCCAAAACGUUAAUGUCGUAAUGUAGACUUUGUCUUAGAAAACAAUUAAGAAGAUUGUAUUCAUAUUUAAAAGUGUUUAUUGGAGGAGCAUGAGUUAGAGAAUGCAUUCCGUAUAUUUUUUCAUUCUUUUUGGACUUCAAAUGUGCUAAUGCUUUCAGUCAACCAAAGAUGUCAGACAUGUUCACAAUGAAUGACAAAGAAGUAUUUGUUUAUGAUCAAUAGUCGGAAUUAGAUAAUAUAUUUCAAAGUACUUCAUGAGAAAUAUAAGAAUGGAAGCCUUUUACCAAAGACUGGGACUCAGGACUGAAUCAUUUAAUGUUUUUGCAAUGCAAGGAUAAUCCAAGAGACGACAGAAAAGGUAAGUGAAGAAGUAAACUUGGUGGGGACCAGCGUUCCAGCAUUUUAAUUAUAUAUAUUUCUAGGAUACACUAGGAAAAGUAAGUAAGAGUUAAAUGAUUUACUAUGUUCUUAGGACCAGAAUAAGCUGUAUGACAUUUAAAGACAAUAGGAGUGCUGAAACCUACAAAUUUAAUUUGCAUAGUUAGGUCACAAUAUUUUACUGGCCAAACAAUCAAAUAGUGACAUUUUGAAAAGGUAAUACAUUCAGCCUUCAUUUUAUUAGCUUUUUAUAGCCAACCUUUUUUUUUUCUUUUUUUUUAAUUU